Messenger RNA from Striga asiatica, 1442 nucleotides. The record is from the annotation of a GenBank genome assembly. NCBI's taxonomy places the organism in Eukaryota, Viridiplantae, Streptophyta, Magnoliopsida, Lamiales, Orobanchaceae.
CCAAAUCUUGGAGAGUUGGAGACACGCACGCACUCAAUCCAAUUCUUAUGCCCGUUUUGAGCUUACACUCCGAACUUAGGGCAAUUAUGGCCACCCACUGCAAUUAUUCUCACCAUUUCACUCACAAACCAUGUGUUGAGAAAUCUAAUCGUAGGUAUCUGUUUUCAACAGCCCAUAUCACCUACUCUAACCAUACUCAUCAAUUUCCCAUCUAUUCUAUACCACUGAAGUUCUCAGUUCCCAGAUUGAACGAGAGACUUUCAGCUGCUGUAUCAGACGAGCAAGUGAUUGAGUCCAGUGACUCGGAGUCUGAUGUUUUUAAACUCACUUAUUUGGAGGGUAAUAGUUGGUUUUGGGAAGUUGGAGGGGCAAAAAUAUUGGUUGACCCAAUCUUGGUGGGUAAUUUGGACUUUGGAAUUCCAUGGCUAUACGAUGCUGCAAAGAAGUUUUUGAGAAAUUUUAAGGUAUUACCAUCAAUUGUUUCUAGUUCAUUCUUCAAGUUUGUAAGUGAUACUUUGGUCGAACGACUGCAGCUUGAUGACCUUCCUGAACUCGACUGCUUACUAAUCACACAAAGCCUUGACGAUCAUUGCCACUUGAAGACAUUAAAGCCCCUUUCUCAAAAAUUAUCGAAUUUGAGUGUUAUUGCGCCUCCCAAUGCUAAAGCGCUUUUGGAUCCUUUAUUCAACAAUGUUACGUACCUAGAGCCUGGUGAGGAAUCAGAGAUCAAAGUGAACAAUGGGUGUAAUGCUGUCAACAUUCGAGCCACUGCUGGACCCAUUUUAGGCCCACCUUGGCAGCGCCCCGAGAAUGGUUAUAUUGUCACGUCUCCAAAUGGAAAGCUGAGGCUUUACUAUGAACCACACUGUGUUUACAACGACAAGUUUGUGGAGAAAGAACGUGCCGACAUUGUUAUUACACCUGUUAUUAAGCAGCUUUUGCCGAAUUUCACUUUGGUAUCUGGACAAGAGGAUGCAGUCAGGCUUGCAAAGUUGCUCCAGACCAAGUUUGUUGUUCCAAUGAAAAACGGCGACCUAGAUAGCAAAGGGCUUCUUUCUCUUCUUGUUCAAACUGAAGGAACCAUGGAAUCUUUCAAGGAGAUUUUGUUGAAAGAACUAAAGGAUGUGAAGGUAAUUGAGCCUACACCUGGUGUGCCACUGUAUAUUUCACCACCAGUGAGCAACUAACGUUUAAUGUACUUAUAUAGCCUUUAACUAAUUUACCUGCCCUCUGGUUUAUUUUGUAAUUUUUAUCGAACAAUACAUAUAGCCCGUGGAUUUUUUAGCUUGUAAUGCCAUUUGUUUUUUCUCAACAUAUUUUUUAGUCAUUUUACGAAGGGGAUAUAUAUUAGUAAUCUGUAUAUGUUAUUGUAUUAGCCAGUAAAAAAAAAAUCAUGUGUUCAUCGGUUAUACGAAUGAUUUAAAUUGUAUGGUAAAAUUUAG